UAAUUAGAACGAAGAUAAAAGAGAGAGGAGGAGGAGCAAGUGAUAGUAAGGGUGAAAAAUGGCGUCGAACCAAGUAAGGGCUUCGCACAUACUGAUCAAACACCAGGAUUCGCGGCGCAAGGCGUCAUGGAAAGAUCCAGAAGGCCGCGUUAUUUGUAACACAACCAGAGACACCGCCGUCACUCAGCUCAAAGCCCUUCGUGAUGACAUCAUCACCGGCAGUGUCAAGUUCGACGAUGUCGCUUCCCGCUACUCCGAUUGCAGCUCCGCCAAGCGCGGCGGCGAUCUCGGUUCUUUUAGUCGUGGCCAGAUGCAGAAACCUUUUGAAGAAGCGACAUAUGGUUUGAAGGUUGGCGAGAUUAGUGACAUUGUGGAUACUGACAGUGGUGUUCACAUAAUCAUGAGAACUGGCUGAUCUUGGAUGAAUUAUGGAUGGGUAUACUGAACUAUUUCAGGCUACAUUCAAGAUACUCAAUUAAAUGCUUUUGUAUUGUUUGAUCUUCCAUUUGAGGUUCCACAGCCGUUCAUUUUAUCUAUUGUAUACAAUCAAUAUACUAUUUGAGAGAACUUCACCAAUUGCAUGCAGUGUGUCUGAAUUGUUACUCUUAUGAACCAUAUUUAUACCUGAUUUUUGUUUCA
Messenger RNA from Cornus florida, 639 nucleotides. RefSeq names its product peptidyl-prolyl cis-trans isomerase Pin1-like. Gene Ontology annotation, molecular function: peptidyl-prolyl cis-trans isomerase activity. The transcript has 2 exons. The record is from RefSeq and is a predicted model, not a curated record. Gene Ontology annotation, cellular component: nucleus; cytosol. NCBI's taxonomy places the organism in Eukaryota, Viridiplantae, Streptophyta, Magnoliopsida, Cornales, Cornaceae. Bases 59 to 415 code for a protein of 118 amino acids.